AAGUGACGGCGCGGGCGGCGGCGGCGGAGCGAGGCGGCGGCGCGGCCGGGCCGGGCCCGGGGCUCCCGGCACAGUUACAUAAAGGUGAAGUGACAGCUCCCACACUGUGUUUGUCCCAGAUGGAGCCGUCGUCCCCGCCGUUCCUGCUGGCCAAGCUGACCCCGCUGCACUCGGAGCAGCUCCUGCAGGGCCUCAACCUGCUGCGGCAGCACCAGGAGCUGUGCGACGUGGUGCUGCGCGUGGGCGAGGCCAAGAUCCACGCGCACAAGGUGGUGCUGGCCAGCAUCAGCCCCUACUUCAAGGCCAUGUUCACCGGGAACCUGUCGGAGAAGGAGAACGCCGAGGUGGAGUUCCAGUGCGUGGACGAGGCGGCGCUGCAGGCCAUCGUGGAGUACGCCUACACCGGCACCGUCUUCAUCUCGCAGGACACCGUGGAGUCCCUGCUGCCCGCCGCCAACCUGCUGCAGGUGAAGCUGGUGGUCAAGGAGUGCUGUGCCUUCCUGGAGAGCCAGCUGGACCCCGGCAACUGCAUCGGCAUCUCGCGCUUCGCCGAGACCUACGGCUGCCACGAGCUCUACCUGGCGGCCAGCAAGUUCAUCUGCCAGAACUUCGAGGACGUGUGCCAGACCGAGGAGUUCUUGGAGCUGACGCACGCGGAGCUGGACGAGAUCGUGUCCAACGACUGCCUGAACGUGGUGACGGAGGAGACGGUGUUCUACGCCCUGGAGUCCUGGGUCAAGUACGACGUGCAGGAGCGCCAGAAGUACCUGGCGCAGCUGCUGCACUGCGUGCGCCUGCCCCUGCUCAGCGUCAAGUUCCUGACGCGCCUCUACGAGGCCAACCACCUGAUCCGGGACGACCACACCUGCAAGCACCUGCUCAACGAGGCCCUCAAGUACCACUUCAUGCCCGAGCACAGACUGUCGCACCAGACCAUGCUGCUGACGCGGCCCCGCUGCGCGCCCAAGGUGCUCUGUGCCGUGGGGGGCAAGGCCGGGCUCUUCGCCUGCCUGGAGAGCAUGGAGAUGUAUUUCCCCCAGAACGACUCGUGGAUCGGGCUGGCCCCGCUGAGCAUCCCCCGCUAUGAGUUCGGGGUGUGCGUGCUGGAGCAGAAGAUGUACGUGGUGGGGGGCAUCGCCACCCACGUGUGCCAGGGCAUCAGCUACAGGAAGCACGAGAGCUCCGUGGAGUGCUGGGACCCCGACACCAACACCUGGAGCUCCCUGGAGAGGAUGUUCGAGAGCCGCAGCACGCUGGGCGUGGCCGUGCUGGCCGGCGAGCUGUACGCGCUGGGCGGCUACGACGGCCAGUCCUACCUGAGGAGCGUGGAGAAGUACAUCCCCAAGGUCAAGGAGUGGCAGCUGGUGGCCCCCAUGAGCAGGACACGGAGCUGCUUCGCUGCUGCCGUGCUGGACGGCAUGAUCUACGCCAUCGGGGGCUACGGGCCUGCCCACAUGAACAGCAUGGAACGUUACGAUCCGAGCAAGAACUCCUGGGAGACCGUGGCCUCCAUGGCUGACAAACGGAUAAACUUUGGGGUGGGGGUCAUGCUGGGCUUCAUCUUCGUGGUGGGGGGACACAACGGGGUGUCCCACCUGUCCAGCAUCGAGAGGUACGACCCCCACCAGAACCAGUGGACGGUGUGCCGGCCCAUGAAGGAGCCCAGGACAGGCGUGGGCGCGGCGGUGAUCGAUAACCACCUGUACGUGGUGGGGGGGCACUCGGGCUCCUCCUACCUGAACACGGUGCAGCGCUACGAGCCCAUCUCGGACUCGUGGCUGGACUCGGCGGGGAUGAUGUACUGCCGCUGCAACUUCGGCCUCACGGCCCUCUGAGGCCGCUGCCCUCGGACGCGGCCGGUGGGGCUGAGCCCGCUGCCCGGCCCGGCCCGGCCCGGCCCGGCUCGGCCCGGGAGCGACCCGCUGCUCCCGGGGCGCUGCGGCGGCACAGCGCGGGGAGCUCGGUGCCCGCCGCCCUCGGCACCCUGCUCGUGCCUGUGGGCUCGGGAGAGAGCUGCGGCCCCGGUGGAAAUCUGUCCAUCCAACCCUUCCUAGAGCUUGUGUCUCCUCCUCGUGUGGAGUGCGGCGUUCCCGUGCUGGGGGAGCGGGCUGAGCGUGCGGGCUGAGCACAGCGGGGCUGAGCCCUGCCCGGGGCUGCACCCGCACCGCGCCAGCGCUUCACGGGCUUUUUUAUGGCCGGUAACUCAAGGGCUGCCUUGUUUCUGUAUCUCAAGGUUUGUACAUAAUAAAUGCCAUAGGAUGUUGCCUGUACUCUCCUUUGUCACCUGCUUCCUGGUAGGAGGGCUGGGAUGAUCCUUGGAGACAUUUACAAGGCAAAUUUAUUUGCCUCCUCGGGACAUUUUUGGAGCUGACGAAGAGAAUUUGCAUUUUUAACUUUUCCCUUCUGUUUUCUGCUCGCGGAGGAACGAGUGCUAGAUGAACUGACUGCAUCCUGCUGUGUGCUUUCGGUUGGAAUGCGAGGAGGAAUCACAGCAGCAGCAUUCCUAGCAUGAGACCCAGUAACCCUCCGAGCCAGCCCAUCCCAUCCCAUCCCAUCCCAUCCUCCCCAGCUCGUGUCCGUGUUCCCCUUUUCCCAAGGAUUGUAUGACUGCUUCCUCUGAGUGUUCCCAUCUCACAAUGGUGCUAAAUGUAGGGUACCCCCGAGGCUGUUCCUGAUUUCGGUGCAUAAAGCAUGUUUGGAUUGUU
Molecule: messenger RNA, 2705 nt
Organism: Passer domesticus (house sparrow)
Lineage: Eukaryota; Metazoa; Chordata; Aves; Passeriformes; Passeridae
Gene: KLHL28
Product: kelch like family member 28
Exons: 6
Coding region: 120-1835 (571 amino acids)
Molecular function (GO): protein binding
Source: RefSeq, a predicted model, not a curated record